Molecule: messenger RNA, 786 nt
Organism: Ceratotherium simum simum (southern white rhinoceros)
Lineage: Eukaryota; Metazoa; Chordata; Mammalia; Perissodactyla; Rhinocerotidae
Product: olfactory receptor 6M1-like
Biological process (GO): G protein-coupled receptor signaling pathway
Cellular component (GO): membrane
Molecular function (GO): olfactory receptor activity; G protein-coupled receptor activity
Source: RefSeq, a predicted model, not a curated record
AUGGUGACCGGGAUCAUUCUUACAGGGAUAUCAAUCACCAGAGCCCUUGGGGGCCUCCUGUUCUUGAUUUUUUUACUGACCUACUUGGUGACAGUCCUUGGAAACACACUCAUCAUUACCCUGAUUCUUGUGGAUUACAGGCUCCAGUCACCCAUGUAUUUCUUCCUCAGCAACCUCUCUUUCAGUGAAAUAUUAACCACAACUUGUGCUGUUCCUACAAUUCUGGCAGGUUUCCUGUUAGGAAAGAAGAGCAUCUCAAUUGGUGGAUGCUUUGCCCAGAUGUAUUGCUACUUCCUUUCAGGAUGCUCUGAAUUUCUCCUUUUUGCCAUCAUGUCCUACGGCUGUUAUGUGGCCAUUUGCAGCCCCCUUCAUGCCCCUCUCCUCCACUUGGCCUGUGCUGACAUCCGUGUCAUUGAGCGGCUGGACUUCCUCAGCUCCCUUGUCCUGCUCAUCAGCUCCCUCUCCCUCACAGUGGUCCCCUACGUCUACAUCCUCUCCACCAUUCUGAAGAUACCCUCAGGCCAAGGUCAAUGCAAAGCCUUUGCCACAUGUGCCUCUCACUUCACUGUGGUCUCUAUGGGCUACAGGAUUUCCAUCUUUGUCUAUGCCUGCCCCUCACAGAAGAGUAGCCUGCAUCUCAAUAAGACCCGCUUUGUGCUCUCCAGUGUCAUCACACCACUCCUGAAUCCCUUCAUCUUCAGUCUAUGGAAUGAAUCCAUGAAAGAUGCACUGAAGGACACCUUGCCCAAGGGCCAGAACUGCCUGAAGGGGAUCAGAUCCACGUGA